UACGUCACUUUUGUGCGACCGGCCAGGUAGUUCUGCCCUCUGUGUCUCGGCGGCGCCGUGUAGAGUCCGCGUGAUCUUCCGCGAGUGAGCCUUAAUAGUCCGGGUGGGGGCUGGCCGAAUCCAAGAAAUUCUCCUUGGACACAAAGUGUCCCGGCGGACCCGCGGGGCCUAUCGGAGACAUAAAGCAGAGUCACUGUAAUUAUUUCUAACAUCAAUUUCAAACUAUUUAUUCUUGGAUAACAGUCCAAUUAUAUGAAAUUAUGGCUGGUUAUAAGCCUGUAGCUAUUCAGACGUAUCCUAUACUUGGUGAAAAAAUCACCCAAGACACACUGUACUGGAACAACUAUAAGACCCCUGUUCAGAUCAAGGAGUUCGGUGCAGUGUCAAAAGUAGACUUUUCUCCGCAGCCUCCAUAUAAUUAUGCUGUCACAGCUUCCUCGAGGAUUCACAUUUAUGGCCGAUAUUCUCAAGAACCUAUAAAAACCUUUUCCCGAUUUAAAGACACAGCAUACUGUGCUACUUUUCGUCAGGACGGUAGACUGCUUGUGGCUGGCAGUGAAGAUGGUGGAGUUCAGCUUUUUGAUAUAACUGGGAGAGCUCCCCUCAGGCACUUUGAAGGCCAUACUAAAGCAGUUCAUACAGUCGAUUUUACAGCUGACAAAUAUCAUGUGGUCUCUGGGGCUGAUGAUUAUACGGUUAAAUUGUGGGAUAUUCCAAACUCCAAAGAAAUUCUGACAUUCAAAGAACAUUCUGAUUAUGUGAGGUGUGGAUGUGCUAGCAAACUGAACCCAGAUCUCUUUGUAACAGGGUCAUAUGAUCAUACCCUCAAGAUGUUUGACGCACGAACCAAUAAGAGUGUGAUCUCUGUUGAGCAUGGGCAGCCAGUGGAGAGUGUCCUGCUCUUUCCCUCUGGAGGUCUUCUGGUAUCAGCAGGAGGUCGUUAUGUUAAAAUCUGGGACGUACUAAAAGGAGGACAGUUGCUAGUAUCUUUGAAAAAUCAUCAUAAAACUGUGACAUGUUUAUAUCUGAGCAGCUCUGGACAGAGGUUACUCUCUGGGUCACUGGAUAGGAAGGUGAAAAUAUAUAGCACGACUUCCUAUAAAGUAGUCCACAGUUUUGAUUAUGCAGCUUCAAUUUUGAGUCUUGCACUUGCACAUGAAGAUGAGACAAUAGUUGUGGGAAUGACCAAUGGAAUACUAAGUGUUAAACAUAGGAAAUCUGAAGCAAAGAAGGAUUCUCUUCCCAGGAGAAGAAGGCCUGCGUAUCGAACUUUUAUUAAAGGAAAAAAUUACAUGAAGCAACGGGAUGACAUUUUGAUCAACAGGCCAUCAAAGAAACACCUAGAAUUAUAUGACAGGGAUCUGAAAAAUUUCCGGGUCUCUAAAGCACUUGACAGAGUCCUUGAGCCUAGUUGUACAAUAAAGACACCUGAGAUUACAGUUUCCAUCAUAAAGGAGCUAAAUCGAAGAGGAGUCCUUGCAAAUGCCCUUGCAGGCCGGGAUGAAAAGGAAAUCAGUCGUGUUCUUAAUUUUUUGAUACGGAAUCUUUCUCAGCCAAGAUUUGCCCCUGUUUUGAUCAAUGCUGCUGAAAUAAUUAUUGAUAUAUAUCUUCCUGUGAUUGGUCAGUCACCCGUAGUUGACAAAAAGUUUUUAUUACUUCAAGGACUUGUAGAGAAAGAGAUUGAUUACCAAAGAGAACUACUAGAAACCUUGGGGAUGAUGGAUAUGCUCUUUGCUACUAUGACAAGGAAAGAAAGCACUUCUGUGUGGCAGCAUGCAUCUGAUGGAUUUCUAGAGAACAAGAAGGUGGAAUCAUAGUGUCUGCUUAAAGAGACCUGUAAGAACUGCUAACUUGAAAUCGAUUUGGUUCUACUAAUUAUUGGAAAGAGAAUCUCUUUGAUAGAUUAAAAACUACCCCAAAACUAUUCACAGAAGGAGUUUUAUGGAAGAGACCUGAAUAACUAUAAUUGGAAAAUAAGAACCUAUUUUAAGACAUGGUUUACCAUGGUUUACCAAAUAUGUACUAUAUUUUGAAUUAUUCCAUGGCAUCUUCUGCUGGAAGAUCUCCGUUAUCUUGGUCAUAGUGUAUUGUUCACCUUGGACAAAUUGAUACUGAUUUUAAUACAGCGAAGUUGUGUAUGAACAUCUGGGCAGGCAUUCAGAAUCUGGAAUGGGUUUCAGCUGGAAUCCUGCUAAAGGAACAGUGCUUUAUUUUGUAUUUCUGUCCUGGAAAAACAACAACGGCAACAACACAACAAAUGGCAACGACAAAUAAAUUCUCUCUUCACUCUCAUCGGUGCCCUUGGGAUUUUCAGGCUUGGCUCCCUCUGCUUGACAUCAUCAUUUACCAUGGGUCCCAUGUUCUGCUUCCACUGGUAGUGGGACUGCCUCUGCUCCAGUUGCAGCAAAUCAGUGGCCAGCUCUGAACAGUUUAACUCUGAACUAGUUAGAUAUGUAUUCAGAAAGUGUGAGGGGGCAGCUUUGAUACCUAACAAUUGUAUUCUCCAUUCCACAUACUCUUUUUAUUCCGUGAAUCGUGACCAUCCUUGUCAGAACAAGGUCUACAGAUCUUAGUGGACCACGUUUUCUUCCAUCUCGAUAAUGUUGUUUUUCUACCCAGUUUUCAGCUUGCCUCAGGUCAAAGGAGUGAUAAAAUUUGUCAUUUCUCUUGUAAGAAUUAGCCUUUCAUCUUGUUGUAUAUGUUUGGAGCUUAUCUUGUAGCUCCCGACCCUUCUGAAAACCAUUUUCUCUGAUCUGUAUUUAUAUUUUUAUCCCUCAAUUUCCAUAAUCAUCUUGUGCUUCAGAACCCAAGCUAGAGUAGCUUGCUUUGGAAAAUAGUUGUAUUUUUUUUUAAGUUCUAUGUAAGUCACGUUUUUUUAUAAAGAUAUUCUUAUUUUCUUCUUGUAUUUCUGAGAUGUAUCAAUUCUUGAUGGAUAGUUCCUGGCUAGUGAAUGCUGGCAUACACAUUUCACACUGGCUACCUCUCCCGCCUUCCCGUUCCUUUUCCACCUCAUGUGUUAAUUAUCUGUAAGGAAACAUGCCUUGGGUUAGAAGGACCCUUAAAGGAAGAUUCUAUAAUGGGAAUCUCCUCUUAAAAUUUAGUUCUGUGAAUUCAGAUUUUUUUUUUUUUUUAAAGCAGAAAAAAAAAUUUCUGUGGUCUGGUAAGAGCCUGUGCUCAAAAAUAAGGUGUAGUUUCCCUUUUAUGAAUUGACUUAUGUAAACAUACAGCACACUGGCUUAUGAGAAACCAGGAGUUUGCUUCCCUGAGUAAUUUUGAGAUUAGAUGAGGUCAGAAACUGUCUUCAUGUGGAAAUAAUUAAUUUAUUUAAAUAAACGUCGUAUGUAAAGGCUUUUAAAAAUA
This is a messenger RNA of Felis catus (domestic cat), 3360 nucleotides long. It is a transcript of the gene UTP15, whose product is annotated as UTP15 small subunit processome component. Gene Ontology annotation, molecular function: protein binding. Gene Ontology annotation, cellular component: nucleolus. The record is from RefSeq and is a predicted model, not a curated record. Lineage: Eukaryota; Metazoa; Chordata; Mammalia; Carnivora; Felidae. The transcript has 13 exons. The coding region runs from base 261 to 1817 and encodes 518 amino acids. Gene Ontology annotation, biological process: positive regulation of transcription by RNA polymerase I; rRNA processing.